AUGGCAUCGUCCAAAGCGCAUCCAGCACAAACCAAACAGCACAUUAAGAAGCUACCGCCGAUACCAAAAGGCCAAACUGUUCAACGUGGCGCCUUGCCUCGUCGCGACCCUUCGACGCACGCUGCGCACCUCAUCUACGUCAACUCACGCUCGCCUUUCCGCUCCGUCACCACGAGGGUACGCAAACAGCUCAACAAGUCACUGCGAACAGCAUCCACACACACACCACAGUCCCUGACCAAUACCGUCGCAGGUAAAGGUCAUCUCGGCCCGCUGUCGAGCCGGAUACAAGCGUUGCACAAGGGACCCGAGGACGGUAUUGCCCUGGAUCAAGCACGUCAGGUCGUUGUGAUUGGCACCGGAAAGGCCAUAGAAAAGGUGGUGAAUGUUGCCGCCUUCUUCCAGGGCCAAGGAGAUGUCGAGGUCAGGCUACAGACUGGCAGUCUAGGCGCCGUGGACGACGUGGUCCCCGAGGAGGAAGAGGAGAAUGGACUCGGGGCUGGCGUAGGAGAGAGGGAGCGUAUGGUCAGCUGUCUAAGAGCGGUGAUCAAGUUGAGCUCUAACGCAAUUGCUCUUCACCAGUACUUCAUCAACCAAAAGAUACACACUCGCAUCAUGGAAAUCGUCAACCUCAGUGGUAUCGGUCUUUCCCAAGAUGACUGUCGCAAAGCUGCCCCCUGGAUGGCAGAAGCCUUUGCCCGAGCUCCCGCCACACCAGCUUUAACCAUAUUCUUUGGCGCAGCUCCCUACGAGUCCAAUGUGGAGAUGCACGAGAGGUUCUGGUCCUCCCACUUGAACCGUGUUGCCAAGUCGGGUUCCCUGAUUGGAGCUCGGGAGAAUGGCGAGUGGCUUGGCUUUCGUGCCUUUUUUGAGCCUGGGAAAUCACGUUUGCCUUAUGUGACAGACUUUAGGCUGCCCGAAAACGAGGACUGGGAUCGCUUCCUCGAAUUGACAGGCGAGGCAGACUACAUGGCACGGGUCAGGGAAUGGGGAGAAAAGACCAGUCACACUAAUGAUGAAUUUGGCUUGACGCCUGGUGACUAUUACACAACUUCCAUCAUUGUAGUAAACCCAGCGCGUCAGAGGGAAGGGAUCGGUCGAGCUUUGGAUAACUACACGCAGAAAGUUCUGCCAUUCUAUCUCGCACAAGGAUAUACUUUGACUGCGACGCCUUCAUAUUCUCUUGGAACCUCGGGUGACUUCAAGGUACAUUUCUUGAUGUGUCACUUUGGUGUUUAG
This is a messenger RNA of Pestalotiopsis fici W106-1, 1239 nucleotides long. RefSeq lists its product as uncharacterized. Gene Ontology annotation, molecular function: RNA binding. The record is from RefSeq and is a predicted model, not a curated record. NCBI's taxonomy places the organism in Eukaryota, Fungi, Ascomycota, Sordariomycetes, Amphisphaeriales, Sporocadaceae. Gene Ontology annotation, biological process: tRNA 5'-leader removal; rRNA processing; nuclear-transcribed mRNA catabolic process, RNase MRP-dependent. Bases 1 to 1239 code for a protein of 412 amino acids. Gene Ontology annotation, cellular component: nucleolar ribonuclease P complex; ribonuclease MRP complex. The transcript is spliced from 7 exons.